Molecule: messenger RNA, 10360 nt
Organism: Lethenteron reissneri (Far Eastern brook lamprey)
Lineage: Eukaryota; Metazoa; Chordata; Hyperoartia; Petromyzontiformes; Petromyzontidae
Product: zinc finger protein 800-like
Source: RefSeq, a predicted model, not a curated record
AGGAGGACGAGGGGGGUGGUGGUGGUGGAGGAGGACGAGGAGGGAGGUGAGGGUGGAGGAGGAGGAGGAGGGAGGUGGUGGUGGUCGUCGCUUCCCCUUCCCGCUUCACUCGGCGGCUGCGACGGGGGCGGUCAUCGCCGGACGCCGCCGCCGCCGUCUCGUCGCGACAUCGGCCCGCGCCACCAUCGCUCGCGUCUCCCACCAACUCCCCCCCCACAAGGACGCCUCCCCCCACCAACCCCCCCCCCCCCACGAGGACGACUCCCACCAACCCCCCCACGAGGAGAAGAAGGACGACUCCGAGCCGUCCCCUCGCCGCCACUUGGCCCGCCCUGCCGCCCGCCCGCUCGCGAGCGUGACGCUGGGGCGCGAUGCAGUCCGACUGCGGCUCGCUGAUGGACGUGACGGCUUUGCCUCCUGACUCAACGAGAAGCAGCUGCCCCGCCGAGCUGGAGAUGGAGGAGGAGGGGGCGCAGGGAGCGGACGAGCCCGGGGCAGCGGCCGGCGGUUGCCCCGGCGUGCGGGACCAGGGCUGCCAGGCUGACCUGCGGGCCACGCGAUGCUGCGCGGAAGCGGCGGAGCUGGGAGACCCUCCUCUCGUGCAGCAGCAGCUUCACACGUCGAGACACGGCGUCCGCCAGAUCCUCGAGUGCCUCCGCGUUGGGACGCCGCGUCUCAAGCAGCUGCUGCUGUGCGAGGUGGACAUCGUCUUCGAGUGCCAGCUGUGCCGCAGCCUCUUCCGGGGCCUUCCCAACCUCAUCGUGCACCGGCAGAACUACUGCCACCCCUACGCGUGCACAGAAGACGACACCUUUUUUGAAGAGGACAACAACAACCACCACCACAACCACCACCGCAACCACCACCACCGGGACACCCUCCCCGAACCGGCACGGCCGCAGGAGAAGCGCGUCGACUUCGUCAUCCAGCUGGACCCCAUCGCCACCAACCGCAACGCCGUCUACCAGCACGUCAUCACCUCGGACGACCCCAAGUGGGAGGCCCACGUCGCGGCCGAGCCCGGCCGCCAAGGCCCGUCGGGCACCACCCCCGUCGGCCCGACGGAGGCCAAGGAGGCCGGGCCCGAGUCGAAGACGUCGCCGGCAAAGGCGGAGACGACGGUGGGCCCGGCCGCGGACCAGACGGCGAGCGUCCUCUCGCCGAUCUCGCUGGGCUACUCGUGCGCCGUGUGCGCCAAGAGCUUCCGGCUGCGGCGCAGCGUGCGGCGCCACAUCCGCGUGGUGCACAAGAAGCUCGCCGAGGAGGUGAACCGCUACUUCCGCCUGGACGCCGCCGCGGCUGCGCUGGCGCAGGGGCAGGCGACCGUGCCGCACGACCGCAAGGCCUGCCCCGUGUGCCACAAGAGCUUCGCCAACAAGGCCAACGUGCGGCGGCACUUCCACGACACGCACCACGACGCCAAGUGGGAUGUCGCGUGGAAGGAGUCGAGGUCGCCCGGCCGGGCGCAGCCGUCGUCGCGCUCCUCGCUCUCGCCGCCCUGGUCGCUGGCGCCCGUCAAGGUGACGGCGCCCGCCAAGCGGCACGGAGGCGCCGGCGCCGAGAUCCUCGUGUGGAUCUGCCCGAUAUGCAACCGCAAGCACGGCUCGCUGAUCGCGAUCAAGCGCCACCUGCAGCUCUUCCACAAGCAGAACAACUUCACGAUGGAGGGCGACGAGGAGGCCGAGCCUCCUUCGGACGCCCCGACGGAAGGCGGCGGCGGCAGCAUCUGCAGCGUCAGCGUCGGCAGCGUCGUCGGCGGCAGCGUCGGCAGCAGCGUCGGCGGCAUCGGCGUCGACGGGGAUCAGCCCGACGAUUCCACAGUCGCGGACGUCCAGGAAUCCAAGGGGAAGCCGCCGGAGCAGAAAGAGACUCCCACGAAAGCCGGCGCCAAGGACAGAGACCCGAAGGCGCAGCCGCCCCCCGACAAACUGACGCACAAAGACAACCUGUGCACGGUUUGUGGGCACGCAUUCCCCAGCCGGGUCGAGUACAGGAAGCACAUGUCCACGACGCACGCCGGCGACGUCAAGCUCGAGCAGAACGGCACCCAGCAGCCUGCGGAGCCGGAGACGCCCACCAAGGGGGGCGGCGACGCCGAACGGCAGCAGUCGCCCCGACGGACGCCGCCGCCGCCGCGGCCGGAGACCAAGGCCAAGGGGAAGCUGUUUGACCUGCGGCAGCUGUACUGCCGGCUGUGCAAGCGGCGCUUCUCGACGCGGCAGAACCUGCGCAAGCACAUCGAGAUGCACACGGACGGCGACCGCCUCUACGUCAAGUUCUUCCGCUGCCCGCUGUGCUCCUACGAGUCGCGGCGCAAGUCCGACAUCCUGCGGCACCUCACGGUGGUGCACAAGCACACGAGCUGCUACCUGCGCCGCGUCGCCGGCAGUCUGGAGAGCCGCUCCAUCAAGAAGCCAGUCGAUGCCUUUCUCAACCGCAAAAUCCGGCGCGGGCGGCUGCCGCACUGCGCCGGUCUCCGCGUGAAAGCGGAGCCGGGGGCCGUCGCCCGCACCGCGGACGGUGCCGGCUGCGGCGGCGAAUCUUCUGCAGCGUCGCCGUUGGAAAACGCUGGCACGGCGGCGUCGGUGGCCACGCCGGUCAAAGCGAAGGGCCAGGCUGCGGCGCCGACGACGCCGCCGAUGGCGGCAACGACGGCGCCAACGACGGCGCCGAUGGCACCAAAGGCACCGACGGCACCAAAGGCACCGACGGCACCAAAGGCACCAAAGGCACUGACGGCGCCACUGGCGCCGGCGGCUCCGGCAACGCCAGCACCGCAUCCAGCUAGCUCGGCUCUGCCGUACCAGUGCGACGAGUGCGGGAAGGCGUACACCAAGAAGUCCUUCCUGGAUAACCACAAGCUGGUGCACGUGCGGAGGGGCAGGAAGGCCGGGCAGAAGGCGGCGGCGACGGCGACGGAGAGGAGCAAGCGAAGCUCCUUCCCGUGCCGCAACACGCGCUCGCGCUCGGUGAACCUCAGCGAACAGCGACGGCAGCAGCAGCAGCAGCCGCCCGCCAAGUGACGGGAGCGGCUGGCGCAAGAGGCCCCGUUGCGCUCCAACGCUCUCUCGCGGUUUUGCCGUCCGGAGGACGCCGCUUCGUUUACGUCGUCCGCUGGUGAACAAGCAGAGACGAUAAGCUGAAUGUAAAAAAAAUUUCAAGUUUUUUUUUUACUACACAUCCACAUCAGCUACACCGGCCUUCUGGGAGUGCAUGAUUUUAGCAGGAUUGUUUCAACACAAGCAAACUCGCUUUUGACAUUCAAAGUCUCAUCAGCAGUCGGGCUUGUUUGAACCGAUUAAUACGAAAGGGCAUGAAAUGAUAGUAAUGUGCAUGUGUAGUGCGCUUGUUUAGAUACUUCUGCAACUUCAAGCGCCUUCCAUCCCAUCUCAUCCAUUUUCAUUUCCCCUGUGGCUGUACAGCACAAGGUAGGGAGGUGAUGCUGCAAUGUGGUUGUUUUUCCCCCAAAUCGGUAAUUUGCGAGUAAUUUAUAAAAUUUGGCAACUUUUUCACCACAACGCCAACGCACAUGGCCUAUUCUUUUUCCGAUAACAUCAAAGGACCUUCAACGUGCACUGCGAAGCAGACCGUUGGCGUAUUUAUGGCCAAUGCACCCCAACCGCAUUUACCAGGGUGGUCGCCUGUUUGGAAACCGCGCGUGACGAUGAUUAGCAACUUGAAUUCCAAGUUGCGUGAAAAUAAUUCGCCAACGUCAGUUGUGUCUUAACGGAAGCUAGCAAACUGCACGAACGAGACGGGGGGAGGGGAAAAAAACGACAGAAAACAAAAUGGGACGAAUCGCGACGAUUCUUCAAAUCUCUGCGACAAAGGGGAGUGGCUCGUUCGUCGCCAAAUACAGACUGCAGCGUGUCUAUCAACAGGCCAACGUAAUAUUCCUCGAGCAACACUCAAAGGGGGGGGGGGGGAGGGCGUUGGUGGGGGUGAGGGGAGGGGCAGUGGGGUGAUGGCUUCUCCUUCUCUCCAGGAGAUUACAUUUCUCUCGAGCGGAACACGUCACCCCCCCACAUUACCCCCCCACAUCACCCCCCCCACGUCACCCCCCCACGUCACCCCCCCACGUCAUUGAGCGGGCCACGUCAGCCCCCCCUACGUAAUCGAGCGGGACGCGAAUGACCGACCGACCGUGCGAUCUCGGUGACGGUGAGACGUGACGAUCGGGCUGCGUUCUGGAUCGGCGGUGCGCGCGGUGUGACGUAGUGCGCACGCCAGCGUCGUGGCACGCACGAUGGCACCGGCAAGAAGCUCGCUGUAAAUUCACGCAAAAGGCCGACACGUGGUGGCAAAGUGGGGCAAUCUAAGCGCCCGUGAAAAACUUGAGUGUGCGUCAGAGGCGUCGAUUUUAACGUCGAGAAAAGAAGGCUUGUGGCAGGACAGGGCGCUGGGAGGGAGGGAUAAGGGGUCCCGUGGUCGUGGCUAAAGGAGGAAAACACACCCUGUGUGCAGGAGCUAGUUGAGCGGUUUCAUCGCAAGGUCGCGUGGGGGAUGAUGACGGCUUGGGGGGAGACCUUCACUCAGCAGUGGAUAGAUCAUGGCUGAAGAAGUCAAUGAUGAAAAUUAGCGAAGCUUCAAACUCGCAUUGGGUAGCAAGGGACGCUCGCGGUGCAUGCCAGGGGUUUGGUGAUACACUUCGCCCGGCGGUUCCAUCAUCAGUCAUUAUCUCCAGUUGUGAUUUGAUUCAAUAACACUGGUCAACACACUUUUUCUGGCAUAAGGUAUUCCAACGGUUUUAAGGACAUUUUGGGGUAACGAUUCCAAAUCUGGCAUCAGUCUUUGUCUAUCGCAUCAGGUUUUUGAGAUAUCAAAUAUUGCAUUUUCAAUAAAAACUGCGGAAGAAAAAUAUUUAAUAAAUGUGGAUAUCUACAUAAAAUGAUAUUAUAAACACACUAUCCUAAAAAUACAGCACCAUAUUUUAGCACUAAAGCAGUCACUGACUCGCAACAACUUGCAAUCAUAAGUGACAGAGUUAAUUUCGGGUAAAAUCAAUGAAAAUGGGGUAUGCAGAUAGCAUAAAAUGAGAUGUGAUAGAGCAAAUCUGAGAUCAGAUUUGGAAUCAGCACCCUGAAAUUAGUCUAAAACAGCUGCAAAAGUCCAGGCCAGAAUUUUUUUUUUUUUGACCAGUGUAUAAUUGGUAAUUACCCAAUUGGGAUUACACAGAGCUUAUCAUCGCCAUCCCCCACUGCCCCCCCAACCACCUCACUACCGGCUGACUCGUGUCCGUUUGCAAGCCAGGUGCUGAGUCACUUUGUGCCGCACAGGGACAGCUGCCACUGGGGGUGCCCUUUCACGUGUUGAAAUGAGACGUGGGAUGUCAAGCGCCCUAGCGAGACGCCCCAGCGUAUAUGAGGGCGCUAUAUCAAAAACAAAUCCUUGUCAUCGUCCUUGUCUCUCCGAUGUUCUGUCUCAUUCCUUUUGUCCGUCUUGGUUGUGCCGUUAGACUUUGCGUAUAUAAUCGUUAUGCUUAUUAUUUGCAUAAAUUGUAAAUUAUCGAUUUAGUAUACACCUGUAUAGGAAUCGAUUUUAAUUGAUGUAUUAUUACAUGCCUACUGAGUACAUAGCUACAAGAUGAGAUAUGUUCGUCUCAUUUGGUUAAUUUUCCUUUAACUGUGAUGUACGCGUACAGCCCCUUUGUCAUUCCACUGCUGGCUGAGGGCCUCCUGGUGAUGUAGCCCUCGACGAAACCGUGGAUCGGAGAAAGAUCUUCGAUAAAGAUGGAAUAUCUACUGCACUACUUAGUCCGUGGGCCAGAGAAAAAAACCUGGUACCACCUAAGGUAGCAACACUUCAGUCCUACCGAUUUACUUACGUGGACAAUGAGUGUGAAUUACCCGAUAAACCCCACCAAUUUCCAACGGUUUAUCACAUAAAUCGCUAUAAUUGGCCACAUCAAAUCAUUAGAACCACUAAAGUUACGCCACCUGUGGUGGUACCAACGACGAGUGAAAUAUCUGGUCUGGGUUGCUCAUGGACCAACCGAGCAAAUCCAGCAUCCUCACGCAGCUGCAGCCCUUACCGUCACGGGUUUCAGCUGUGAAUGGCAAAGCAGCCUCCCAAACAUGUGACGCGGCGAUGUCAGUGUCCACGACUCGAUGAAGAUCCAUCUCCCUAUGCCUUGUGGGAUUUGUAACAUGGUUGUUAUUAUUCCGUUCAAAAGUGUUAUUGUUGUGUUUUUCUUGAAUCCUAUCGCCGCGCGAGCGCACGGAUUACGACAUUCUGUAAUCUGCCCUUGCGUCGAGGGGGCUGCCGGUCAUCGGGAGUGAGAUCAGACGGAGUGCGGGGCGGUAGCGGCGGGCGGCGCCGUGCCCAACGACGAUCCGCGCCCGGGAAGGAUGAGCGUGCGAGCCCCACACUUUAACUUUUUAUUUUCAUAUUUAAAGCAUAAUUAUCACAACGCAGUACGAACGUAAGCAAAUAUAUUAUCAUAACAAAACUUCAUGGUAGAGAUUACAGCACAUUACUAACUUGUUAAUUUUGUUGCAAUUUUCGGUGUGAAAUUGUACAAGGUAGUUCAAGGGUUGUGUUGAACGUUUCCUCGACAUAAAUGACAUUACAAUCGGUGGUGUAGCGUGGUUGGCGUGGGCCCCAGUGCAAGGAUUUGAAUGCGAGGCCCCCCUGUUCAUCUUACCCCCCCCCCCCGCCCGUCUUCGAAGCCUGACGCUUGGGCCCCAUAGGCUCCAUUGCAGUUGCACCGCCUGCACACUCGGUAGCUACGAAACCGAACACGGUAAUAAAAUGUGCGUUUCACAAUUAAUAUUGUGAAUGUGAUCGCAUCAUAAGACACUGAACAGAUUUGGCCAGCGUGCACACCAAGAUGAUUUGAAUGUAGAUUAUUUUUGUCGCUUUUGUAUGGGAAGGGUCUGAGCGGUGGAGGAGAGGCCCACAAGCCAGGGAAGGAACCGUGUGGUUCGAGAUACAAAAUGAAAGCAAUUCAAAGAGAGAGAGAUGCACAAAGACAUCGGCAGAGGAGGGGGGGUCUUGAGCCUGCACUUGAACAGUGGACAGGGUCUUUGCAGCAUCGCGAGGGGCCGGAGCAAAGGAUGAAACUUUACCGCACAAACUUUGCUUUUCACCAGCAUACUUGUACAUUUAUUUCUGAAUAACAGCUUCAAGUGUAACUUGGGCAUAUAUCCGCAAUAAAUACUGUACCCCGCAAACAGCGGUGCAUAAUGGGUUUAGGUGAAUUAUGAUUUGUUGACACGGUCAUUCGUGAUAACUGUAUCGCCGGGGUAAAAAAAAAAACAUUGGAGACAACUUGAAUUCAUGAACGGUCUGUCUCCAAUGUUCUUUCCAUCAUCGUCGUCGCAGCUGGCGGGCGGGGGUAAUCAACCGACGUGUACAUGCGUUUAUUCAAUUAAAGACUUAAAACGUGGGAUUAAUGGCAUUACGUUUACGGUAAAUCUGCCAGUUUUAGGAAUCCUUAUCUUGCGUUACACUUUAAUCGCACAUUAUCUUCGAAAAUCCAGCGUUCAUCUGGGAUCGGUUAACCAGAUGGAAAAAAAAAUGCGUUAAACUUUGUUACGGUAUUCUGCAGACUAUCAGAUACACUUUGCUCCCCCCACCUUCCCUCCCCUCUCCUUGUAUUGACACCGGGCCCAAGUUGUGGGGUGUGUCUUCUAAAUCGGGUGAACACGGCGCACAUAAGAGGUUUUUUUUGGGUUAUAUCGCGUAAAUAUAUAAAUGUGUCAUUAACCCCACCACCACCCGACACACCCAACUAGUAAGGUUUGUCACGUAAACAGAACAUGUCAAUUCGUUACGAGUACAGCACUAACCGGUGUGUUGGAGAGCAAAGCCACAACAUUUACGAUCUUGAGUACGACGUUUCGCCAGUAAUCACAACUAGCAUCAUCGGGCGGACCAAUUUGUCAUCAUCAGGCAAACCGAUUGCCUGGUCAGUAAUUACUGGCGAAACAUCGUACUCUGAUUGUAAAUGUUGUGGACAAACCUUACCAAUUGGCUGUGUCGGGUGGUGGUGGGUUUAACGACACAUUUAUAUAUUUACGCGAUCUAACCCCAAAAAAACCUCAUGGUCGCGAAAGCCGCCAACGUUUUAAACGGCACGCACCACAAUCCGUCGCGGCGACUUGGGCCAACACCGGCUGUUGCGCAACAACAAGCGGAACCUUUCGACCCGUAGCCAGGAGAUCAUCGGGGUCGUCUCCUGGUCCCGAGAACGUCUUCGCCGUUUGUCUUCACGCGUCGGCGUGUGAACGCAUUUUCCUUGUCGGGGCGAAACGCCGCCGUGUGCCCCCAGCUCGGGUGAAGCGAGAGUUCGUGUUCCCCAGCCGCCACGUUCACCUGUGUUCAUUUGUUAGACGGCAUGGUGCGUUCGGUAUGAUGAUGAUGAUGAUACGAAAAAAUAUAAGUUCGGUUUUAUCAAGAGGUGCCUGAUCGCUGCCAGGUGGCUCCGUGGUGGAGAGAGCGGCUAGCAAACCGGAAGGUUUUGGAGUUCAAAUGUUGGUUGGGGGUGGGGUUGACUCUGCCCAUCAUCUCUCCAGGGCCGAUAAAUUUAGUACCAAUUUGUUGAGGAAGCCAACAGUUGGUUGUCCUGUGGAUAGACUUUCCCCCCCCCCCCUCCACCUGUUAUAGAAAUGUGGAAUUUCCACUGCUGGCUCAGGGCUGUAAACAGGAGAUGAGCACGAAUGCCUCGGUGCUCAAUUGAGCAGAACAUCACUUUGACUUUCAUCUCAAAACAUUAACAAAUGCCAUUUCUACAACGCAUUUUAGCUCGACACAUGGUGCUUAAUUGGCGCAUUGCCUGCCGCUAACGUGUUAUGACCCCACCAACUGCGAUCGUGAGUUAGGUGUUAACGCAUAUGUCGACUGCGUAAAUUAAAUCCACAUAUACUUCGUGGCCAAUUGCCACGUUGACAACUACUGUAAUGCAUAAAUUCAAAAUUGUAAUGAUUUAACGGCCCUCUUUCAACCCACUGCUGUAUCAAUGUUCCCCAUGCUGCACCAGUUACUUGGGUUGUUUGACCAUACUUCACCAUGCUGGUCAUUGCAGGUUUCUUAAAAAGUUGGGGGGGGGGGGAGGGAACCCCAUGACCACUUUAGAUAUAUGCACCGCCAUGCAAAGUUUUCACAUACGUUCACAACAAAUGCGUUCUUAUCGCAGACAUAAUACAACCAGGGCCGGAUUAAGAUUGUGUAGGCCCCUGGGCUUGCAGGUACUGUGAGGCCGCCCCCCAGUAAUAUUUCCAAAAGGAAAACAAAGUUGAAGAAAAAUAAAGUGUAUUUUUUUACAAGGCUAACAACCAAUAAAAUUCAGCAUUCACAAGUGAAAUUACUUUUCACUUCAUCUCUGGUGGCCCCUCCAGCUGGUGGAGGCUCCUGGGAUUGCAGCCCCUAAAGCCCCCUCCCCCCACGCCUCUUAAUCCGGCCCUGAAUACAACCCGACGUUUUGGCCAGGGUAUGAACGUCGCGGUUCAUCGGCAGCAAUCGAUUGACUUCAGUGCGGAGUUCGUGGAGCAUGACCACUUGGCAAAGCAUAAAAAAACGCAGUUGUUGGGGUGGCUUUUACUCAUGCGUGGAGUUUGUGUUUUUUUCUUCUUCCGCUCGGGUUUCCGCCGCGGUCGUCGUGCGGGUGGUAAAUUGGCGAUUUUUUUUCUGUCUCGACGUUUCGGUUUUCCUCCUAAAAUAGCCACGGUGGCGGUGGAAAAAAAAACGUGGCCCCAGAAACGUCGGACGUCACGCGGAAGAUGAUCGGGCACGCGGGCGGCUGCCUUGAGAAGCGGUGAGCGCCGCACGACUUUCCGGUGAAGCAAAAAAACUAAGUUUUUAUCGUAGGGUUUUGUAAACGUUGAAAAGUUGGAUGAACUGCCUAACGACCUAACACGCCUUGGAUAUAUACAGAGUACGACACGUAGCCGUUCAAUGAAUGUCGAAAAAAAAAACAUUUAAAGAAAACUUUUUUUUUUUAAAAAGCAAGUUUGAGUAGAAUAUGUAGCCAAGAAAAAAAAGUUCGCUUCCAUCACGCGUGAGCUUCGUCUGAACCAAGCCACGGGGCUGUUGUUUGUUUUUGUUGUCUGUUUAUUUUCUUCCCUUCGCCCACCCACCCCUCUCUCAUUGGGCAGUUUGGCUCCUGCGAGCUGCUGCAAAUGACCAAAGAAUGCUAAUGAAGAAAUAUAAAAGAGGGAUAUAUUUUAUCGUGUGAGGUCGCGUCAAGUGCCGGACAGGAAUGCCCGCGUUUGCGCGUGUACAGACGAGAGACGGGAGUAGAAGAAGGAGGAGGAGGAAGUGUUAAAAAUGAAGCUCUUAAGUUUCUUGCUGCUCACAAAGUUGUUCUUGGUUACCGUGGAGCGCGCGCGCGCACGCUGUGAAAAUAAAAGUUUGUUCGGCA